Propithecus coquereli (Coquerel's sifaka) is the source of this 939-nucleotide messenger RNA. RefSeq names its product taste receptor type 2 member 7 (gene TAS2R7). Gene Ontology annotation, biological process: G protein-coupled receptor signaling pathway; detection of chemical stimulus involved in sensory perception of bitter taste; sensory perception of taste. Lineage: Eukaryota; Metazoa; Chordata; Mammalia; Primates; Indriidae. The transcript has a single exon. Gene Ontology annotation, molecular function: G protein-coupled receptor activity; bitter taste receptor activity. The coding region runs from base 1 to 939 and encodes 312 amino acids. Gene Ontology annotation, cellular component: membrane. The record is from RefSeq and is a predicted model, not a curated record.
AUGCUAGGUAAAGUGGAGAGUACUUUAGUACUCAUAGCAACUGGAGAGUUUUUAGUGGGGAUCUUAGGAAAUGCAUUUAUUGGAUUUGUAAACUGCAUGGACUGGCUCAAGAAUAGGAAGAUUGCCUCCAUCGAUUUAAUCCUCACGAGCCUGGCCGUAUCCAGAAUUUGUCUACUGGUUAUAAUACUGUUAGAUUGUUUUAUAUUGGUGCUGUAUCCAGAUGUCUAUAUCACUGGUAAACAAAUGAGAAUCAUUGACUUCUUCUGGACACUAACCAACCAUUUAAGUGUCUGGUUUGCAACCUGCCUCAGUAUCUUCUAUUUCCUCAAGAUAGCUAAUUUUUUCCACCCCCUCUUCCUCUGGAUGAAGUGGAGAAUUGACAGAGUGAUUCUCAGGAUUCUGCUGGGGUGCUUUGCCCUCUCUGUGUUUAUUAGCCUUCCAGUCACUAAGAAUUUGAAUGAUGAUUUCAGGUCUUGUGUCAAGGUGAAGUGGAAAACAAACUUAAGUUUGAGAUGCAGAGUAAAUAAAGCUGAAUAUGCGUCCAACAAGAUAGUGCUCAACUCGUUAACACUGUUCCCCUUUUCUGUGUCCCUGAUCUCCUUUCUCCUCCUGAUCCUCUCCCUGUGGAGACACAUGAGGCAAAUGCGGCUCAAUGCCACGGGGUACAGAGACCCCAGCACAGAGGCCCAUGCAGGAGCCCUGAAAGCAGUCAUCUCCUUCCUCCUCCUCUUUGUUGCCUACUGCUUGUCCUUUCUCAUAGCCACCUCCAGCUACUUUAUGCCAGAGACUGAAUUAGCUGUGAUUCUGGGUGAGUCGAUCGCUCUAAUCUAUCCCUCAAGCCAUUCAUUCAUCCUGAUACUGGGGAACAAUAAAUUAAGACAAGCAUCUCUCAGGGUGCUUUGGAAAGCAAAGUAUAUCCUAAACAGAAGAAAAUUCUAA